Oppiella nova is the source of this 931-nucleotide messenger RNA. The record is from the annotation of a GenBank genome assembly. Lineage: Eukaryota; Metazoa; Arthropoda; Arachnida; Sarcoptiformes; Oppiidae.
UUUAAGAGUUUGCCCACGUUUAACGUCAUACCAAUUCUUAGCUCACAUUUUAGUAACAAAAGUAAACGAAUUUAACUUUCUAUUCGCUUAUAGAAAGUUUCUUAACAUUUGUGUCCCGCAAAGUUCAACGAGAUAUAUUCAAUUCAUUUGUUGCAAACCAUGGGUUUCGAUGUCUCGAGAUUUUACGGCAAAGUGCACGACGACAUCAUAUGUCCGAUAUGUUUCGGAGUCCUUGAGAAUCCAUACGAAGUGGAGCCGUGCGGACACAUCUUCUGCGAGAAAUGCAUCAGAAGAUGGAUAGAAACGCCGAUGUUUGGUCCGUCUACCUGUCCCAUCGACAGGAACGAGAUAUCGCAUAAUAAAGUGAGGCCGGCGCCCAAAUUCCUCUACAGUUAUCUCAAACAAAUGCCAACAAAAUGCGAGUUCGCUUCCGAGGGAUGUAUUGUUUCCGUCAAACUCGAAGAUAUGGCUAAACACAGAGCUCUCUGUCCGCUGAACCCAUCCAAACCAGUACAGUGUCAUCGAGGCUGUGGUAUACGACUUCCGCCCAAACUGUUACUUCACCACAAGUGCACAGUCGACCCGUGCCAGGAGGCGAUGGUCUGGAAUGAGAUCAUUGAAGACGCAAAGCUUGCCGUCAGAAGAAGAAGUUACGAGAGAUACCAACGGAGGAGUCCUCUCAGUGUUGCCGUCAAAAGUAUUUGGAAUGUCGUCAACAACUGGUUGGCCGACCCCAGGGUCCACUCCAACGAAUGAACCGCUUUUCACUUUUGGCUAUCGAUUCAAAUAUUGCGAAUAUUUUUGGCUCUUAUUCUCAUUUAUUCUAUAAUUUUAUUCAUUUGUUUGAAAAAUUAAUUUAUGACUAUUUAAUAAUCGAUUCUAAGCUUUACUAUUUGAAACUUUUGUACACAUCUCACAAAUCAUGAUCUCA